AUGCUCCUCCACAACAACAGCAAUUCCAUCGACGACAUUCGCUUCGGCCAUACCUUCCUGGACAUUUACAAUCUCACCGGCGGCGAGGAAAUCUACAAACUCGCUGCUGAUGGGUUGAAGGACCAGAUCGAUCGGAGUUUCAGGACCCCUGAUGGAGGUUUCUAUCAUCGGUAUCCGGUGUACAUCGAUCAGAUGUGGCUGGAUGGGAUUUAUAUGCUUGAUGUCUUCUAUGCGAGAUUGACGUGGGAGUUUCAGCCGGAGAACACUACCGCGUGGGACGAUGUCGCUCUUCAGUUUGAUCUCAUUGACGCAGGUACUAGAGUGGACGGUGGUCUCCCUGUCCACGGUUUCGAUGUGAGUAGGGCGGCGAGCUGGGCAAAUCCGGAUAAUGGGACUGCGCCACAUGUCUGGGGCCGAGCUGUGGGCUGGUAUAUCAUGGCUCUGGUUGAUACGCUUGACUACUUUCCAGAAAGCCAUGCGGGCCGCGCAAGGCUGUUGUCUUACUUCCAGUCGCUGGCGGAUGCGAUCGUCGAAGCCCAGGAUCCUGUGCACAAGGGCUGGUACAAUGUCAUGACACCGGGAUGGGAGUCGGUUUCUGGCAAUUAUAUCGAGAGCUCGGGAUCUGCUAUGUUCGUAUAUGGUCUACUGAAAGGUCUCAGACUAGGUUACCUUGAUGAUCAGAAGUAUCGCACAGCUGCGCUGGAUGGGUAUGAGCUCAUGACGGAUACGUUCACACAGGAACGCGAAGAGGAUGGAGCACUUUCUUACCAGUGGACUGCUCAGACCGGCAGUCUGAGCUCCAAUGGCACCUUCGAAUACUACGCCAGUAUGCCGCUGUUUGAGAACGAUCUGAAGGGCGUGGCUCCUUUCCUCUUCUCCGCACACGAGUAUGAGCUCUACGUCGAGGCCAAUGGCAUGUGA
This is a messenger RNA of Fulvia fulva, 921 nucleotides long. Its product is annotated as Unsaturated rhamnogalacturonyl hydrolase. NCBI's taxonomy places the organism in Eukaryota, Fungi, Ascomycota, Dothideomycetes, Mycosphaerellales, Mycosphaerellaceae. The record is from RefSeq and is a predicted model, not a curated record. The coding region runs from base 1 to 921 and encodes 306 amino acids. Gene Ontology annotation, biological process: carbohydrate metabolic process. The transcript is spliced from 2 exons.